This is a messenger RNA of Xenopus laevis (African clawed frog), 1439 nucleotides long. It is a transcript of the gene gp2.L, whose product is annotated as glycoprotein 2 (zymogen granule membrane) L homeolog. The coding region runs from base 170 to 1192 and encodes 340 amino acids. The record is from RefSeq and is a predicted model, not a curated record. Lineage: Eukaryota; Metazoa; Chordata; Amphibia; Anura; Pipidae. The transcript is spliced from 10 exons.
AUUUCCUUGUCUCAUGAUUAGCUUCAUUUCCCAGGCAUCUCAUCCAAAAGAAGGCAAACACGGCAAGGACGAAAUAAAAAGCAAUAUGUAUGAGUAUGAAUGUAGGCAUUUAGACUGGCAAGUUGAAGAAGUGACUUUCAUUCCAAUCACUACUUUUAAAUAAGCAGAGAUGAAUGUCGUCAUGAUCUUGUUGUCUGCUUUGCCUGUCGCAAUUUCAUUACAAAUCCACCUGAGCAAAGAACAGAAUUUCAAGAACUGGACAAUGCUUUCAAGAGAAAUUGGCCAAGACUCUUCUCCUACAUUGUCCUGUGGAUUAACAUAUACUGAAGUCACUUUCAAGAAAAGUGACCUAAUAGCUUGGAAGGUGGAUGUCCCAAAUAUACAUCUAGAACACAGUACGUGUGCCGAGCUUCUGUAUAGCAGUGACGCAGUAAUAGUACGAUGGCAGAAUGGAAUGGAAGAAUGUCGGAACACAAUAACUAAAACUGAUGCCAUGGUAACAUUUGGGAACACUAUUCACUUGCCUCCUGAUUCAUCACCAGUUAUAGAAGAGAUUUUUGUGAAUGUCAAGUGCAGUUAUCCACUGAAUAUAAAUGUAUCUCUUGAAAGCGUCUUGACGCCUGACCUAAGCACAAUAAAUAUGAACAUUGGUGCCAAUGGAAAGAUUACAGUGGGCAUGGCUUUGUAUAAGGAUUCAGGAUACAGCACACCAUAUGAAGAAGCAGUAGUUAAGAUAUCAACAAAAUCCUUGUUGUAUGUUGGAGUAUUUAUCAAAGAAUAUCAACCAUUGUUCCACAUUGUAUUAAAAAAUUGCUUUGCCACUCCUACAAAUAAUAUUUAUAAUCCAACAAAGUAUUUCAUCAUUGAGAAUGGAUGUCCUAAUACGUAUGAUGGCACCAUAAGUGUGUCUGCUAAUGGUAUCUCAACUGAAGCACAGUUCUCUCUACAAAUAUUCAGAUUUAUUGGUGAAUAUACAGCUGUCUUCCUGCACUGUGAGGUUUAUCUUUGUGAAAAGACUUUAUUGUGUUCACCUAGUUGCCCCAGAAGUGGCUUGCGGAGUGAAACACAUGAAUCCCAAGGUGUUUUGAGAGUUGGGCCCAUUGUUCUUCAAGAAGAUAACAGUGGAGCUGGAAAUUGCUUGGAUAAACUGACUUUUGCAGCAUUUCUACUGGCGUUUUCUUUUUUUACAUAAAAAUUGCUGUCAGUCACUCAUUGAUCAACUGGGUGAAUUUUGCAUUUUUUUCUGAUAAACAUAUGCAGUUUGUCAGUUAGUCAAUCAUAACUUGAGAUUUUGGGGAAAAAAAAAAAGAAAUAUAUAUAUAUAUAUAUAUAUAUAUAUAUAACAUUUUUAAUAUUUAUAUGAUUGUAUAGCUUGUUUAUUUGAAUAUAUUUAAUUUAUAAACAAUACAUCACUCUCUAUUUUGUUAAUUCUGACCUCA